This is a messenger RNA of Rhodotorula graminis WP1, 714 nucleotides long. RefSeq lists its product as uncharacterized. Bases 1 to 714 code for a protein of 237 amino acids. The transcript is spliced from 11 exons. Gene Ontology annotation, molecular function: RNA binding. The record is from RefSeq and is a predicted model, not a curated record. NCBI's taxonomy places the organism in Eukaryota, Fungi, Basidiomycota, Microbotryomycetes, Sporidiobolales, Sporidiobolaceae.
AUGGCCCACGCGAGCGCGUUUGAGACGCCAUCGAGAGCAGCGAGGGCGAUGUCGGCUGCCAAGAUCUACUGCGGUAACCUCUCGUGGGGCACCAACAACGACACGCUCCGUGAUGCGUUCCAGCAGUUCGGCCAGAUCGUCGACUGCAUCGUCAUGACUGAGCCGGGCACGGGUCGCUCGCGCGGCUUCGGCUUCGUCACCUUCGCCGACCAGUCGUCGGCCGACGCCGCCAUCCAGGCCAUGAACGACCAGGAGCUCGUGCACGGUCGUCGCCUCCGCGUCAACAUCGCCAACCAGCGCACCGGUGGCGGUGGUGGUGGCGGGUACGGCGGUGGGUACGGCGGCGGCUCGGGCUACGGCGGCCAGGGCGGCUACGGCGGCGGCGGAUACGGCGGCCAGGGCGGCUACGGCGGCCAGGGCGGCUACGGCGGUGGCCAGGGCGGCUACGGCGGCCAGCAGGCCUACGGCGGCCAGGGCGGCUACGGCGGCGGCUACGGCGGCCAGCAGGGCGGAUACGGCGGUGGGUACGGCGGCCAGCAGGCCCAGCCGGGCUACCCCCCGGUCGGCCAGGCUGACUCGUACGGCUCGGCGCCGGCUGCUGGCGACGCGGCCACUUACGGCUCGGGCGCGCCGUACGGCGGUCAGGGCUACCAGCAGCAGGGCGGCCAGGGCGGCUACGGCGGCGGAUCCUCGGCGUCGUCCUCGUUCCUGUGA